Messenger RNA from Pteropus alecto (black flying fox), 4122 nucleotides. It is a transcript of the gene MTHFSD, whose product is annotated as methenyltetrahydrofolate synthetase domain containing. Lineage: Eukaryota; Metazoa; Chordata; Mammalia; Chiroptera; Pteropodidae. Gene Ontology annotation, molecular function: RNA binding. The transcript has 8 exons. The record is from RefSeq and is a predicted model, not a curated record. The coding region runs from base 1335 to 2456 and encodes 373 amino acids. Gene Ontology annotation, cellular component: cytoplasm.
GAACGUGAAGGGGUGUUCCGCGUCGAACCUGCGGUGGGCUCGGACUCGGAUGCCGAAGCCGGUUGGUAGAAUAAAGAUAAUGGGAGAAGAGAAAGGAGGGCUACCAGCUGGCCAAGUGGUGGUGUCCGUGGGCCCCGUACCAUUCAUCACAACUACCCCCCUGAGAUCCGCCCUCCAUUUUAUCCCCAUUUUACGGAAGGGGAAACUGAGGCUCACAGCUGCUGGCAGAGGCAGGACCGGACACCAAUUUAACCUUAGCACUGGGGCGUUUAAUCACUGUCCUCUUAACAAAUGUGAGACCUCGAAUUACCAGGCAUUGAGGAAGCUUGCCCCAGAGUUUCUGAGAUUCGAUGAUUGAUUGUAGGAUUGCCUGGCAAAGAUCGUAUUAGAACUCAUGAUGCGCCGUGGUCUGUCAAAGCCAGGUUCCACAACCGUGAAUAAAUCCAUUCCUGCCCUUAAUACACGUGCAGCAUAUAAACUGUACAGUAAACAGAUGCCGCUAAUACAGUGGGAUGAUAAGACCUUUGGAGAUGUCUGUGGAGUGCCAGGACUGAGCUUAGGGCUAGAGGUAGAAGAAUGAAACCCAAGCUGACCUGACCUGCAAUAACAGAACAGAGUUCAGGCACUUCACACAUUAAUACAUGUCAUGUUUUAUUAUCCUAAUCAUCUCCUACGUUUUCAUAACUUUCCGAGGGCAAGAAUCUGCCCUCCUAUUCUCUCCCUCCCUGCCCAGUUAGCCCAUUGCUUUCUAAAUGAGAGUCACUCAGAUGUUUGUGAUUGACUCUCCAGAACAAGGGUCCCAACUUCUACAUUUCUUGUGUCCCACACAGUACCCUGCACAGUGUUGGUGAUAUUGUAGGACCUAUGGGUUGUUAGUGAAAGUGAUAAAUAUAAUAGCUUUAUGAUAGUUAUGUAAUUAUUUCUGUUUGGGGGGAAAAAGCAAACAAACAGGGCGCUCUGCAUUCCUAAAGAAAGGACUUUCGUUUGCCACUGAGUGCUCAGAGAAUGUUUUCUGGGGGAGGCGGCAUCUCAGCUAGUCCUGAAGGGAGAGGGAGGAGAGGAAGUACCAAGGCCUGAAAGAGAGAAAGGUGGGCAGAUGUGUGGGGCCGGGGACCAAUAGUAGUUGAGCCACUUUUUGAAUUCUCAGGAAUGACGGGAGAUGAGCCCAAGGUAGCCAGCAGAGCUUUGCAGCUCAUUUCAGAACUAGUGACAGAGUGAUCCUCAGGGCACUGGAGCAGAAUGGAGGGGACACUUCCUGGAGGUGAUGCCAAAGCUGAGCCUUAAAGAGUGAAGCUAUUUCCAAACAGGACAUUCGUGAGCAGAUUUGGGACUACAUGGAAUCACAAAAUUUAGCUGACUUUCCCCGGCCUGUUCAUCACAGGAUUCCCAACUUCAAGGGCUCUUAUCUGGCUUGCCAAAACAUCAAAGACCUAGAGGUUUUUGCCAGAACGCGGGAAGUUAAAGUGGAUCCCGAUAAACCACUGGAAGGUGUUCGGCUGUUGGCACUGCAGAGCAAAAAAACAUUGCUGGUUCCAACACCACGACUGAGAACAGGGUUAUUUAAUAGGAUCACACCGCCGCCUGGGGCAACUAAAGACAUGCUGAGAAAAUGUGCCACCUCUGAGGGUGUGAAGAACUAUAGCGUUCCCGUGGGCUUGGAUUCCAGGGUCCUUGUGGACUUAGUCGUGGUGGGGUCCGUUGCCGUUUCUGAAAAAGGCUGGAGACUUGGGAAGGGAGAAGGUUAUGCUGAUCUUGAAUAUGCCAUGAUGGUUUCGAUGGGAGCAGUCAGCCAGGAGACGCCAGUGGUUACCAUUGUCCAUGACUGCCAGGUCAUCGACAUACCUGAAGCGCUCCUGGAGGAUCAUGACCUCACAGUGGACUAUAUUCUCACUCCAACGAGAGUCAUCGCCACGGGGUGUGAGCGCCCAAAGCCAACAGGAAUCACAUGGUCCAAGAUCAGCUGUGAGGUGAUGGGGAAAAUCCCAGUACUCAGAAGCCUUCGCUACCGAGAGAAGCAGAUGGGGAAGGAUGUCACCCUUCAGGAUGAGCACCGGCGUCUUCUGGAAACCUGCAGCCAGCAGACAGCUCCCCCGAGAGCUGUCAGAAGACCCUGGAACCCAUCCCAGCUGGAGCCAAGUUCCGUGCAGGGGGAGGAUGUGCCUUCUAACACUGUUUAUGUUGGGAAUCUCCCCUGGGAUACCCGAGUGAGUGAGCUGAAGCGAGCCCUCAGAGAACGCGGCACAGCCCCACUGCGGCUGACCUGGCAGGGCCCACAGCACCGGGCCUUCCUCCAUUACCGGGACCCGGCCUCAGCCCAGCAGGCCAUCUCCUGCUUGCAGGGCUUGCAGCUGGGCACCAGCACCUUGAAGGUGGCACUGGCCAGGCAGCAGAGGGCCAGCGACCUGGCAGGUGGCGGUGCUAGAGAGCCACAUCCUGACCGUUACACGACCAUCUGACCUGGGAUAACAUCCCACCCCGGUUCCUGUGGAGCUCCAGAUGCCUGCAUAACAGGGCAUGGCAAAGCUAUCCCUGCAUGAGCUGCUUCGACAAAGUGCUGUUCUUUCUAGGAAGUCACAGCCUUCACUUACUGCCCGGUGAUCUGACGAGUAAGGAAAUUAGCCAGUAGUACACUGAGGCGGCUGAAAACUCGAUGUGUUCAGUUAUGGUUUAUCAUGGUCCUUUAACCUGUUGGAUGUUAUAGCUGUGCUGCUUUCUCUGUAGAGACAGCUGUUCUGAGGGUUUAGGGGACUAAGUGAACAAUAAACAAGUGACUAAAUGGUGACAGUGAUUUAGGAGAAUCUGAGUCUGGAUUUGAGGGGAGUGGAAGAUUAAGAGACAAUGAGCAGAGGAUCCUGCCAGGAGAGGCCCUGGCAGGGACCAAAUGCAGGAGCACAGUGGGCAAGACAGAAAGUGCCCUCAUGCCCCAGGAUCCUUGGCCUAGCACUGCUGGACAGGGACAACUGUAUCUGAGUCGCAGAAGCUGAGUAGUUCAGCCUCCUGGAUUCAAAACACUUGUCUCAACUCAGUCCUGGUGUCAGAGAUGGAAAGCGGAUCCAACAUGGACACUUGGUUGAGUGGUGUCACCUCUGUUCCCUCCUUUCUAGCUUUACUCCUCCCUGUGGGCGAACACCCCUUCACUCUCUGCUCUUGACCAGCGGCCCCUGCACACAGCAGGAAGCACUGCCUUGUAGGUGAUACUGGCUUUGGAAAGUGCGUCAUCCAGGCCUACAUCACAGAGUCCUGCAAACGUGCACACACUCGCAUUUGCCCAAUGCCUUAGGUUUUUCGUGUUUUUUUCCCUCCAGUUUCUUGUUCCUAAAAUCAGGCUGGAUUUUGGCCUAACUAUACUUUCUGAACAGAAGCGCUGUUGCAGUUGAUCCUGGGCAAAAAGUCAAAAUAAGCAUUUAAGUGGAGAUUUUGUUUUUUCAAAUGUACAUGUGUUUAAAAUUUUAUUUUUUCACUAGAGGGUUUUACUGAGGGCAGGCCUUAUACAUGAACUUGCAAAAACUCUUCUCAAGGCACUUAGUCUCCCUUUAAAAAAAAGCAUUUUCUCAUUAGUUUUACAAUGAAAAUACUAUGGAAACUUCAGAAAGAAAAUCUAUCCUGUUGACCUUAAAUAGAUAUAUCUGCAGCAAACUGGAUUUGUUCGGGAACAACAAAGAAUUGCAAUUCGGGACAUAUGGCCUAAUGCUGAACCAUGUGGAAGUCCUGAGACCCACAGGACAGGAAUGCUCUUUUAUGGACUUGGGAGGGGCCGCUGUAAAGGAAGAGUCCAUUGGCGGAAACUGGAAGUUCGAAGUGUGGUGACUUUUCAUUGGCUGAGGUAUGGGGGUCUCCCAUUGACUGAGCGGUUACUGGGCAAGGAGAAAUCUUUUCUUCUUGCUGAGGCAGUAAAGUAGACUCACGAGGCCCUGUCAGGGAUGCGGGGUACCUCUCUUCCUGUUGGGGUCAGUAGUGUGUGUUGAGUGACACCCACGUGAGAGUUCUCUCUUCUAGCCUCCCGACUCUACUUUAAAUGAGGUUUCUGUUUAUUAAUUUCACCAUCCUUAGAUUUGCGCAUUAAAUGAAGACUCCUUUUCCAAGUUGUCAUGAAUAAAAUGAGGAUGGAGAAAUACCUUAAAA